CAGCAACCUUCACGUCGGAGCAAUGGCUGAAUCACAUGGACCUCCUCGUUACCUUUCGAUCACAGGACAACCUCUUGACCUGGGUAUCGAUGGCGGCUUUCUAGGCAACUGCUCGUCUAUCAGCUCCUUCGAGAGGCUGAACGCAGCAGGUGAAGGCACCUACGGCAUCGUAUCGCGCGCCCGCGACAAACGCAACGGAGCCAUUGUAGCCCUCAAGCAGGUCCGGAUCCUCGACGAAGAACGGCACUAUGGCAUACCUAUCACGGCCAUGCGAGAAAUCUCGAUCCUCCGCUCUCUGAAACACCCAAAUGUUAUCAAUGUACUCGAUGUCGCUGUGGAUGACAUGGUGCUGGAAGAUGUCCAUAUGGUCAUGGAAUUCUGCGAGCAGGAUUUGGCUCGCUUGAUUGACGUAUACAAAAUGGAAUUCACUCUGGCCGAGGUCAAGUGCAUCGCGAAGCAGUUGCUCGAGGGCCUCGAGUAUCUACAUCGCAGCAGCAUUAUUCAUAGGGAUGUCAAGCUGGAAAACCUCCUGCUUACAAGAGACGGCACGCUCAAGAUAGCUGACUUCGGGUUGGCACGGGAGUACGCCGCCCGGCCAAUGUCUCCAUGCGUCGUAACCAUUUGGUACCGAGCCCCUGAGCUGCUACUCGGAACUGAAAAUUACACGCCGUCCGUUGAUCUCUGGUCGACAGGUCUGAUCAUUGGAGAACUGAUUCUCGGCACGGCGGUGUUGCCCGGCAACUCGUCAGUAUAUCAGCUGUCACUGAUUGUGAAACUUCUCGGCAGCCCGCUCCCUGAAGACAUCCAAGCGUUCUCUGCAAUGGGUUGCCCGAAUUUGAUCAAGUGGGAAACGGAACACAUGCCUCAUGGGCGUGUGGACAAUCUCGAACGCAAAUUCGUCGACGCAACGUGGGACACAAUGCUCUUCCUCAGCGGGUUGUUGCAGUGGAAUCCUGGAGCGAGAUGGACUGCUACAGAGGCAUUGGGUAAGUCGAAGAGCGAAAUCGCUGCGGACGCCGAGGCUUGGUGGAAGAAGAGUCCUGGGGCAGCCGACAAAGCUUCAUUUGCAGCAUCGGUCGAUCGCAAGAUCAAACACGUGGACGACGGCGAUGCAACACGGAGACAGUCAAGCGAGGAAGGCGAGGGGGCGAAGAGGAAGCUCGAAGAAAACAACGACGACUAUGGCGGCUAUGUCUUCGAUUUCGGGGAGGGCGAGCCGGCGACGAAGCUACCGCCAAGAAAGCGGAGGAGCUUGAGGAGAUAAGGGACGGGCACUAGCUAAGCUUCACGGAC
Molecule: messenger RNA, 1293 nt
Organism: Aplosporella prunicola CBS 121167
Lineage: Eukaryota; Fungi; Ascomycota; Dothideomycetes; Botryosphaeriales; Aplosporellaceae
Exons: 7
Coding region: 23-1264 (413 amino acids)
Biological process (GO): protein phosphorylation; regulation of mitotic cell cycle
Cellular component (GO): nucleus
Molecular function (GO): cyclin-dependent protein serine/threonine kinase activity; ATP binding
Source: RefSeq, a predicted model, not a curated record